AUGCAAAUGUUUAAAACAGCCUUUGGUCUUUGGUGAGUAUAGCUUUGUAGUUUGUGUAUAGUCCUAUAGUAUUGGUUUAAGAAUAGGCUUAGAUAAUUUCGACGUCAGCUAAAAAUUACAUGAAUGAACAAAAUUUUGAACUGCAUGUCUGUGCCAAUAUAGGCAGUGCCAAUAAUGUAGGAGCAAGCUUUCGUUCGUGGGGAUGCAAUAACCUGAAAUAUGUAGGAGAAUUUCGACGUUUCGAGCGAAGAGCCUCUUCGCUCAAAACGUCAAAAUUCUCCUUGUAUGCUUCAGGUCGUUGCUUCCUCACCAAUGAAAGCUUGCUCAUGGAUUUACAAACCUUUUGCAAAGGUGUAUAAUUUAUUUUGACAACAUUUAAAUUUAUUGUGGAUGAGGUUUAUUUUUCUUAGUUCGUCUGUUAUUCUAUUGCCAUGCAUUGUCAGAGGCAAAAUCUAUUUUAGAUUUCGACAAGCUGUCGCGUGAGGUUAUUCAUGCGAAAAUUAAAGGGCAUAUUGUAAACACUGGACUGGACUUUGGACUGGACUUUGGACUUUGGACUAUGGACUUUGGACUUUGGACUUUGGACUUUGGACUUUCGAUUUUGAAAUUUUUUUAUUUUUAAAAUUUUCGUAUAAUUAUAUUAAAAGCGCGCUACACUGCCUGCGCGUGCAUAUAAUAUACAAGCACUUCUCACCCAUAACUGGGCUUUAAUUAUUAGCCUCCUCCGCAAGCAUCUCCGGCUUUAUAUAUAUUCGCAAUUAUCAUGGCUACUGGUUUCGUUUAUAAUAUCGAUAGCAGUUCGGACUCAAGUGAGGCUGGCGAUAAGACGGCAAGGUAAAAAUACCAUCAGUUGUACAGUGCAAUUUCAUAGAUAUACAGUAGUCUGCCGGAUAGCAGGAUUAUCUAAUAUUUUGGAUUAUCUAAAUUUUAUUUUAUAAUUUGUACUAGACAUAGUAUGUAUACUACUUUAAUAAUAAUUAUUAUAGUUUAUACUGCAGAACUUCUUCUUUAUCAUAUAGAUAUUACAUUUAAAGAAACAGUUGUGACAAAAGUAUCUCGGCAAUACAAAAUAUUGAGAAAUUAUGAACUAGAAGCGAUUAUUAUUGCGCCUGUUGUAUUAUGUAUCUGUUGUUCAUCUUUGCAUAAUAGUUUAUACUAGUACUGUACUGUAUUGUGUAAUUGUUUACUCCGUUACAGUAACGUUUUGUUAAUGUUAUUUUUGAAAGACAUUCUUUGGCUAUUCCUACAUAUCACUAUGUAAGUGCUUAAGUUAUAAAGUGCUAGUAGAUGGACAGGAAUAUUCGAACGGAAAUUUACACACCUAUUCAGUUGUGUCUGAGAGGGCAAAAAUCUAGUCUAUGACUAUGUGCUUCAGGUAGUCUAGCAACUAUUUGUCACGUAUAUUAAUACUACCCUACACUACACUCAUAUUUUUAAAAAGUAUAUGACUAUGAGCGUUUUCGUGUUCACUAUGGCUGAAAACAUUUAUGAAAAGCUAAAAUUGACUCAGACAAAAUACAUUGUAAACACAGCCCAAAAGGCAGACCAUUAGCAAAGUGAUGGAGGGGGGAGGGGAGGGUCGUAUUUUUUUAACUUGUACGAAUAUUUUUUUUAAAUGUUUUGCAUGUGUCGAUAUUUUUUUCAAACAUUCAUGGGGUACAAAGUUUUUUUUUCAUUCUGUUUCCCGGACCCUGCGCGAUUUUUUGCUCCCCCCCCCAUCACUUUUCUAAUGGUCCACACCUAAGGCAGGCGCUAAACGAAAGCUUUUGUGUCGAAUUUUAAUUAGUUCAGUGUGAGAUACACCACUGCCACAGAUAAAAAUAGCCAGUAAAACUUCCAGCUUUUAAAGUUUUGUAUCUUAUCUUAGGCAGUGAACUCUACACACUACAUUUCAUAGUUUGUAUAUAAAUAAUAUAAACUAGUCUUGCAACAAGAAAACAUUUAGACAAUAAAUUUCUAUAUCUUCUAUAUAUAUCAAUAUCACAUUGGUGAUCAAUGCUGAUCUCAUGAUACUAUUAUUUUUGCCAAAAGUUACGUACUUCAUGAAAGCCUGCCCCCCACGUCCAUAUGACGUUUCUCGUGGACGAAAUCGAUACGUGACGAUUCCCUCUUUAGCGUUGAAGGUGACUUGCAAGAAAUUAUUCAUGUGCUCUCUUCCCCAGAGAAUAGUCCUGUUAAAAGGUGAGAAAAGGCUAAUAUUUUGAGCUAUGCAUUAUUAUGGGGUUUGUGAUUAUUAUUUGUUAACCAUUCUAAGCAUGUGUUUUUGUUAUCAGUAUAUUUCUUGUAACCAGUUUUUCCCUUACGUUCGUGUUAAGGCCAAGACACAGCGAAGAUAAUAAGACAAAAGUACUUCAGUACAUGAGGUUUGUUUUAAAUGUUGCGUGUACGACAAAUUUUUCGUUUAAAUUAAAUGAAGACCUGAGAAGAGCCAGAAACAAUCUCUUUUAUUCUUUUUAAACUGUUUCUCCCUUUUUCAUUUUUCGUUAAAGUUAUAAUUCCGAGGAGCUUGCUUCAAGUAAUAGUUCAGAUGACGAUGACCAUAUCAAGUAUUACGACGACAAUGCAGCGCUUCCAAUUUAUUACUCAGGUAGAAAUCGUGGACUGGAUGUUGAUGAAAUCGUAAAUAUAUUGUUGAGUCCAGACCUUGCUACAUCGCAGAAAGUAGCAACCGAGAAACCAGUCGCAGUUUCAAGAAGUGUGGCCUUUGUUCUUGAUAUCAGACACUUUAAAGACGUCAAAGAUGUUUUAGCAGACAGCUUAGGUGUUUGGACCAGUACUGGAACAAAAACAGCAUAUUGCAUACAAGACAAUUCCAGGUUUAUCAUGACGAAUGCAAACAAUUAUGGAAACGACGAUGAUAUUUUCAAGAUUGAGAGACGAUUUUUCAAACAUAAGGUGGAACAAGACGUAAAGAAGAAUUUGACCGUGAUAAAAAGUACGCUCGUAAAAAUCAUGCAGUAUGACUACGUUAGCUUUUCUCUAAUUCACCAGUAAAAAUAAACAGUAAAAAUAUCCAGCACAAUUUUAUACGGCUGCUAAAGCUCGUGAACCUAUUCGGGAUUUCUUGGCCUCCAAAAGAAUAGUAUCCCAAAAUAAAUCACAUAGAUAUAGCUUAUUAGUUUUUCUCAGUAGUUUUAAAUACACGCCCUGUCUUCGACCCAAAAAUAUAAAGUGUCUGAAAAUAUGUAAACAAACGCGAUGUGACGUAUUUAUCCAUUACUUCCGGUUUCCUAUUUCCGGACAAACCAAGUAAAUCGAAGGAUUCAAUUGAUUUCAAUCUAAGACGUUUUAGACGUAAGUCGAUCUAAACUCACAAUAUUUCUUGGCUGCCCAUGGCUCUCAAACAUAUUGCCGGAAUAAACGUCAAAAUCAAAAAAUGAAAACACCUUUUCGGCUUUUGGGACUCCAUCUUUCACAUCUUGCGCCUGCAAACUAUUAUUCACUACUCCGCAACGUUUUUAUAUAAGAAAAUUCCGUUUACUGGAUGACCAUAUUUUUAUCCGUAUUUGCGUUUUACGCUUUAGUUUCAUGCAUGGGUGACCUAUCUUCAAAUUUUAAUCACAAAUAGUGUCGUGAUGUUGCCAUGGCAACUCUGACAUUGUCAAAACCAAGUUCUAAAUAUUCCAUAGAUGUCAAGUAUUGCAGCCAAUAGGCCUUUCCAAGGUUUCUGCCGCCAUAUUGCAGGGGGUGCAAAAACAUUGGGGCGAGCGCGCGGCCACCAAUGGCGCCCAUACUAUUUCCUAUUGAGUGAGUGAAAAUUACCUUUUGACAUUUUGUCCUUUUUCUCAAAAAAAUUCUAUACAAGCAUAUCCAAUUUUUAUUUUUGGAUAAUCGCUGGGUUUUUUCUGAUAUGUGGCUGAGAUUUCUUACUAAUCGAAGAACAGGAAGUAAUAAAAAACGGCGGCUUUUGUUGCACACCUUGACCGACGUUUGAGCGAUGAUUCUUGUUAUUUCGUUUGUUUAACCGAUCUUUGGAAGAAUAUUUGUCCAUUAAGUGUGUGAGUCCUUUGGUGUCCGCCAUUAUUACUGUUUAUAUUUGUAUAUUUGUACAAGAAUCAUCGCUCAAACGUCGGUCAAGGUGUGCAGCAAAAGCCGCCGUUUUUUAUUACUUCCUGUCCCGCUUCGAUUAGUAAGAAAUCUCAGCCACAUAUCAGAAAAACCCCAGCGAUUAUCCGAAAGUAAAAAUUGGAUAUGCUUGUAUAGAAUUUUUUUGAGAAAAAGGACAAAAUGUCAAAAGGUAAUUUUCACUCACUCAAUAGGAAAUAGUAUGGGGGCCAUUGGUGGGCGCGCGCUUGCCCCAAUGUUUUUGCACCCCCUGCAAUAUGGCGGCAGAAACCUUGGAUAGGCCUAUUGGGAAAAAAAUCGUGAUAAACGUGAAUAGGCCUUCAUUAUAGAGAUGUUAGACAAAUAAGCCUAACGGUUGGGAACCAGCUUGUCGAACGAGAUAUUAUCGAACAACAACGUUUAUCUGGAUAUGCGCACAAACGUCGCAUUAUUGCAUUGAAUUUAAGUAGUGAAGUAUUAAUUCUAACUCUUUUUUUUUUUUGCAAAACAGAUCGUGAUGGGUCGCCGCACCAUUAUUGCUACCUGCAAUAUCAGUUUACCAGUGGAGAAAAGAAAAUAAAACCUCAACCACAUGGGAACGCGUCUGUUUCCACUCGUCCAUUUAAACCAUCCGAGGCUAGCACGAAGACGCGCUUGAAACAGCUGGUUCAGACAAGUACGCCAAAAGCAGCAGUCGAUCUCCUUUUAGAAGAAAAAGGAGGGAUUGAAAAUAUUAGCUCUGCUGGAGAAUUCGCUAGGGAUAGACAACAAGCAGCAAACUUUAGGCGAGGAGUUAAAGAGAAAGCAAAUCGAGUAUCUUCCUCUUGUCCAGACCCUCUUGUUGCCGUCAUGGAUAAAUGUAAAAUGGAGCAACGAGAUCCUAAGUUAGUUUUCAUCCGUGAAAUCAGCUCUGCCCCCGAAUUAUUGGUCGUCUUGGCCACUAACUAUCAGCUUGCAGAAGUUAAACGCUUCUGCACGAAUCCAUCUCGGUUUUCUGUUCUAGGAGUAGACGUUACUUUCAAUAUUGGUGAGUUUUACGUUUGCCUGACAACCUAUCGUGACUUGAUGCUAAAAACAAAAGCUGGUAUACACCCGGUAAUGCUUGGCCCAAUCCUUCUGCAUCAACGCAAGCUUUUCUCAUCUUACCAUUCCCUGCCAUCCACUAUGAUCAGACUCGACCCAGACCUUCGGGGGGUAUUAGCUUUUGGAACUGAUGGAGAAAUUGCUCUUUCUCAAGCAUUUGAAAGCUGCUUCCCUUUCGCGUUGCAUUUACUCUGCGAUAUGCACAUGGAAGACACGAUCACAUCAAAAUUGAGAGAGCUCAGAAUUCGUGGGUCAGACAGCCAGCAAUAUAUGUCCGACAUAUUUGGGCAACGAAACGAAGCUUCAAGUAAAAAAAGUUUAGUUGAAAGCAGCUCAAGGGAGGAAUUCGUCAAACGCUUGGAAGC
Messenger RNA from Paramuricea clavata, 5492 nucleotides. NCBI's taxonomy places the organism in Eukaryota, Metazoa, Cnidaria, Anthozoa, Malacalcyonacea, Plexauridae. The record is from the annotation of a GenBank genome assembly.